CGGCAUGGCGGCACAGGGCGAGCAGCUGCUUUCAAAGCCUCUUUACGUAUUCGACCUCCCGGAAGAGAUCCUCACAACAAUUACACUCAGAACCCAACAUCUUCGCCCAGUCCAAGAGCUACCACACAAACACGAAACCUCAGAACAAGACUCAUCUGACCGAUCCGGGUCCGAAGAUGGCGCGCCGGCGAAAGCCACUUCUUGUAACCUUUGCGGGCUGAGCUUUGCGACAGUCGCAGACCAGCGCAGCCACGUCCGAUCAGAUCUCCAUGGAUACAAUCUAAAGCAGAAGUUGAAGGGCCUCAAGCCUGUUGGAGAGGCAGAUUUUGAGAAGCUCAUCGGCGACUUGGAUGAGAGCUUAUCUGGAUCAGAGUCAGAAGAGUCAGAAGAUGACGUGGUGGACGAGGGAAACAAAACCAAGGAGUCCACUUUGAGCGCGCUGCUGAAGAAGCAGGCCAAGAUUUCUAGUACGGCGUUCGAUGAGUAUACAUCGCAGAAGAAGCAGCGUGGGUCAGGCAAACCGCCUAUGCUGUGGUUCACAUCGCCGUCUUUGCCGGCCAAUACCUCUUUGGGAAUAUAUCGAGCAGUGUUCUCCGAAGCAGAGCAAGAAGAGGAAGCGCACAUUGUUGAGACACUACGCAACAAGCAACUUCCGCCCAUGCUGCCACCGAAGCUGAACUCUGACGGGGGGAUUCCUCUCCCAAAUACGGAUAUAGGACCUCAUUAUUUCCUUUGUAUGAUUGGCGGUGGCCACUUCGCCGCCAUGGUAGUUGCACUAGCACCCAAACUUGCGAAAAGAGCAGGAAUAGAGGAGCGAUCAGCAACUGUGGUUGCACACAAGACUUUCCAUCGAUACACUACCAGGCGCAAACAGGGUGGCUCACAGGCAGCAAAUGAUUCAGCCAAAGGUGCGGCACAUUCGGCUGGUUCUUCGUUGCGUCGAUACAACGAAGCAGCAUUAGUCUCAGAAGUGCGCGAGCUCUUGACCAGCUGGAAGGCAAUGAUUGAUUCUGCCGAGCUGAUCUUUAUUCGCGCUACUGGCACUACCAACCGACGAACUCUGUUCGGACCCUACGAGGGACAGGUGCUCCGCAACAACGAUCCACGGAAUCGCGGGUUCCCUUUCAGCACACGGCGUGCGACGCAGAAAGAGUUGAUGCGUUGCUUCGUGGAGCUCACAAGGGUGAAGCAAAGUACCCUGGACGAAGCUGCACUUGCCGCGUUGAACGCACCUCAAACGGAGACAAAAGCAGCAGCUCCCCCGUCCCCAAAGCCUUCAAAACCUUCGAAACCGACAAAAGAAGAGGAGGAAGCUGCCCUCCACACCACCCAGAUUACGUCCAUAAUCAAACGCUGCAAGGUCCCAGCCCUUCUCAACUACAUGAAAAGCAAUUCUAUCCCGCCAUCAUUCACUUUUCUCCCCGCCAAUCACCACACCCCAACACCGCUUCACCUUGCAGCUUCUUUGAACUCUGUACCCAUAGUUACAGCGCUCUUAGUAAAAGCUGGCGCCGAUCCCACCAUUAUGAACGAUGAUGCUCGCACCCCGUUCACACUAGCUGGAGACCGCGCAACUCGCGAUGCUUUCCGGCUCGCUCGCUCUGAACUUGGAGAAUCCGCUUGCGACUGGGCUGCCGCAGGUGUCCCUUCGCCACUCAACAAAUCAGAACUCGAACAACGAGAAGCACGUGAGAAGUCGGAAAAGGCGGAAGAAGAUAAGGCAGAGGCAGCGCGUAGGAAAGUCGAAACAGAGAGGCUGAGAAAGGAGAGCGAAGCCGAAGAGGCCAAGAAGAGGGAAUCCAGGCUGGGUAAAGGGAAGGCCUUGGGCGCAGCGCCUGUCAAGUCUGGGUUGGAGAAGAGGGAGGAGGAGAUGAGGGGCUUAACGCCCGAAGCCCGGGCCAGAAUGGAGAGGGAGAGGAGAGCUAGAGCGGCCGAGGAGAGGAUGAAGAGGUUACAAGGGAAUUAG
Molecule: messenger RNA, 1966 nt
Organism: Periconia digitata
Lineage: Eukaryota; Fungi; Ascomycota; Dothideomycetes; Pleosporales; Periconiaceae
Source: the annotation of a GenBank genome assembly